CCUUCUGUUAGUUCAACAGACUUGGGCGGCCAACGUUUGCGUAACCCGGUUACGAGGUGGGUGGGGGAGCUACAUCAUCGCUGUUCUACCGCAUUUUCUAUCCCGAUGCGUUCUUUAAGGAUUUUUACCAUCAAACUGUAUAAGUUGAAGCUCUACAUUCCCGAGUACCAUUCGAAUUGGUGCUUCUUCUGUAGAAACAAAGGAUCCCCCACUAUCAUUCUACUUGGUGCUUUUUCUGUAUCAGGGUGACACUCCUCAGAACACUAGUUUCGUGUUCUGCGGAGUGUCACCCUGAUGCAACUUCGCACGCUCCUCUAAGUCCUUGGAGUCUCUACUUGCGUUUCCUCUAGUGCCGUAAAAUGUUGCCGUCGUACGAAGAAGGACAAGAAGAUGGAGGAUACUCCGACAGAAAAACCGAAACCGAUGGUGCUCACGCUUUUUGUUAAGACAAGUUGUAGACUGUAGACAAUGAAGAAAGAUAAUAGCAGAGCAGAAGUUUAAAUAGUAAUAGUCCAAGAUGUCGCUAUGACUGAGAAUUAGUGUGUUAUUUGUCAUCAGACAUGUUGCUGUUGCUUCUUGCCACCUAGAUUAUAAUGCAUUUAUUUGUUCUUUAUCUUCUUAGACUACCUUACCCUCUCAUGGGUAUUUUACCAUACGACCCCCCGAAUGGGUACACUACUCCUGCUACUACUUAAUACAACUAAGGCGCAUGAUGGUCGAUACCUCCA
Amoebophrya sp. A25 is the source of this 728-nucleotide messenger RNA. Lineage: Eukaryota; Dinophyceae; Syndiniales; Amoebophryaceae. The record is from the annotation of a GenBank genome assembly.